This is a messenger RNA of Carcharodon carcharias (great white shark), 1760 nucleotides long. RefSeq names its product zinc-binding protein A33-like. The coding region runs from base 49 to 1578 and encodes 509 amino acids. Lineage: Eukaryota; Metazoa; Chordata; Chondrichthyes; Lamniformes; Lamnidae. Gene Ontology annotation, molecular function: protein binding; zinc ion binding. The transcript has 6 exons. The record is from RefSeq and is a predicted model, not a curated record.
AUGAAACUGAAAGUAAAGUGAAAAAUAGGAUAAGGAACAGUGACGGAGAUGGCUGCCAGUAAACACUUCUUAACCCUGGCCGAGGAUUUAACCUGCUCCAUCUGCCUGGCUCUGUUUGUGGAGCCGGUGCGGCUGGACUGUGAUCACAACUUCUGUAAAUCCUGUAUCCAGAAGUGUUGGGGAAAGCAGAGUCAGGCUGUGUCCUGUCCGGAAUGUCAAGUGGUUUUCCCUCAGAGAAGUUUCAGCAGCAACAGGGUGUUGGCCAAUCUCGUUGAGAAAGUUCGACAGCUGAAGGUGGAGGAGAGUCUGUCUCCCUGUGAGGAACACGGGAAGAGGCUGAAUGAGGACACAGAGAGGGAGCAGUCUCACUGUGAGGAACACGGGGAGAAGCUGAUGCUGUUCUGUGAGGAGGAGGAGAUUCUGAUCUGUGCCGAAUGUGUCGAUUCUCCCGCACAUUCAGACCACAGGUUCCUGCCGAUACAGAAGGCAGUUCGAACGUACAAGGACCAGCUGAAAUCAUCGUUGGAUUCCAUGGAGAAUGAAAAGAAAGAUAUCAGUGAAUUAAAACAGCAGCAGGCGAGGAAGAUUUCCGAACUGGAAGAAUUCACUGGAUCCCUGGAACAAGACAUCUCUGCACAGUUUGCUAAAAUCCAUCAAUAUCUUGAAGAGAAAGAGAAAGAUUUAAUCAAAGAGCUGAGGAGACAAAAGGAGGAAGAUCUGCGACCAAUGGAGGAGAACCUGAAAAGAAUUGAAGAGGAACUGACGUCACUUGAGGAAAAGAUAUUGAACCUUUGUGUAGACAUCGAGCAGCAAGAUGAUAUCCCUUUUCUUAAGGAGCUGAAAAGAUUGGGAGAAAGCUAUGGGUUAAAGACGAGGAAGUGGGACAUGCUGAGAAUGUUUGGGGUGAAGCAGACAGCAAGAAAAUCUAAGAUCCAGAUGAAGACAGCACUGGAGCUUCAAAGAUCGAAAUACACAGGAUUUCAAGGCCCGUUACUCUACACAGUGUGGAAGAAAAUGAAACAGAUCAUCUCGCCAGUUCCAGUCUCACUGACCCUGGACCCAAACACAGCGCAUUGUAAACUUGUCCUGUCUGAUGACUGGACCAGUGUGAGAUUCAGUAACAAAGUGUUACAGGUUCCUGAUAAUCCGGAGAGAUUUGACUUGGUUGAAUGUGUUCUGGGGUCACAAGCAUUCUCAUCAGGGAAACACUACUGGGAGGUGGAGGUCGGAGACAAGACUGUGUGGGCAUUGGGUGUGGUGACAAGAUCAGCCAGUAGGAAAGGAAGAAUAACAGUUGAUCCGAAAUAUGGUUACUGGCUUCUGCAGAGAAACAGGGAUGAAUAUAAAGCUUUUGAAAACCCAUCAGUCAUCCUGACCCCAAGUGUAAACCCCAGGACCGUCAGAGUUUACCUGGACUAUGAGGGAGGACAGUUGACCUUUUACAAUGCUGAUGACAUGUCCAAUCUCCACACUUUCACUGACACAUUCACUGAGAAACUCUUCCCUUUUUUCUAUCCUGGAAUACAAGAAGAGGGUAAAGAUGCUGCUCCUCUUAAACUGUGCCAUUUUGAACCAUAGGUUCCUAAUCUGAUGCAUUAGAAUAUUCCACAUCUAACACACUAACUGUGAGACAUAGAAAUAUAGAUACUAGGAGCAGGAGUAGGCCAUUUGGCCCUUCGAGCCUGCUCCGCCAUUCAUUAUGAUCAUGGCUGAUCAUCCAACUCAAUAGACUGCUCCCGCUUUCUCCCCAUAUCCUUUGG